Molecule: messenger RNA, 4137 nt
Organism: Chara braunii
Lineage: Eukaryota; Viridiplantae; Streptophyta; Charophyceae; Charales; Characeae
Source: the annotation of a GenBank genome assembly
GCGACGUAAAUCUGAGCUACGUGAGUGAGCUUGCUGGUGCUACGUGAACUUCUACGUGGCUUCCGGCAGCGUGAUAUUGAGGCAUUGUCUACUUUUGUGGAACUUGGACAGCUGGGCUAAACCUUGGCCGAAGGCUCGCCCCAUGUUGGUCGAUCGGCGCCGGCUGGAGGCUUCUUUGGCAUGACUGACUCAAGUUUUUGAGGUUUUGCACCGGAAAAGCCAUCAAAUCACACAGCGCUUAUUGGUCAAGGGAGAAGGUAGGAGGUGAUAGGCUCUGGCAGGAGAAAGGAGGGAGGAGCAAGGAGGUCUUCGGUCUGGUGUUCUUCUGUUUGCGAGGUCUUUCUUUCCCAAAGGAAGAAUUGAUGAUUUAGGAGCGAUGGAAGGUGUUUCAGAUUUCUUGUCUCGCCACCCGGGCGAGUUUACAUUGCUGGAAAAUGGGCGAGUCAAGUGCACUCUAUCUGGUCAUGAAAUCUUGCCGGAUGUGGGUGCGCUGGAAGCGCAUCUUCAGAGCAAAAGGUACAAGCUGGCAAAGUUUGAAAGUCAAGAACUGGUGAAGUUGCAACCUCAUGUGGUCCAACACCCUGAGAUGAAGGACAAACUGCUGUGCAAUCUCACAGGGAAGGUAGUAAACAAGACGGAGGAGGCGGUGUGGAAGCACAUAAUGGGGAAGAGGUUCCAGAGCAUUCUGAAGGAAAAGGAGGAGGGGAGGAAACGGCAAGAAGGGACCGGUCAAGCCACAGCAAAGGAAGGACUACAGACGGAUGCCGCAAUGAGUGGGGGUGAGAGCUGCGAGGAGAACCGGACAGCUAUGGUGAAUGGCGGAACAGGAGGAGCCAUGUCAGUUGGAGGAGGAGUUGAAGGCCAAGGAGUGGUGAAAAAAUUGGAAGGGCAAACAACUGCAAUGCUGGAGGAUGGGAAAAGGAACAGAAGGAGAAAAGUCAAAAUUGGAGCGAGGGCACAGAAAGUGGAUAAGGGGGAGCAGGGAAAUGCAGAAGGAGAUGGAGUGCUUAAGCCUGAUCAGGAUGGGGCGGCAAUGGACGGGGUUCAACGGGAGAAGGUGGGUGGGAAGAGGAGAGCGGAGAAGUGUUGUGACGAUGACAUGGAUGUGGAGACGAUGAGCGACGGAAAAGAAGGGGGGGAUGAAGUUGCAGCGGACGGCGAAAAAGAUGAUGAUGAUGAUGAGGUGGAUUUUUGGUCACCGCCUCCGGGAGCACGAUGGGAUGGCGAUGAUGGUGGGAAAAGGUGGAAAGCUCCUCCGAAGAAAGCAGAAACAGAUCAGCAGAAGGCGGAGUGCAUGGAUGUGGAUAUGGAAGAUGCUGACGGGCUGGAUGGAAAAAGGGAUGGCCAGGAGGGGGAGGAGGAUGUGAUGAUCGAAGAGACACGGAUAAAGAGAACCACUGCUGCUGUUGGCCCUGCUGCAAGUGCACCACAGAAGAAGAAGAAAAAGAAGAAUAAAAAACAAUCCACAGCACAAGGUGAAUUCCUACGUACACGGACACUCGGCACGACGACGACGGGGACUUCACUUGGACGGCUUCCUUCACAGCGUUGUCGAGGACAGAAACGGAUAACAGAGGGUCUGCAACCGACGAUGGCUUCUGGGGCUGCAGGGGGAUCUGGGGGGAAUGAGUUUAGACCGGCGUCCGAUGCUACCAUAGCGUCGUUGCGAUCCAAAUCAGCCAUCUGGAAGCAUGUCACACAAGGACAAUUGGUGGGGACAUGGGAGAAGAUGCACGGCGACCACAAGUUGCGCUGCAACUACUGCAAGUUCAUUUACCAGGGAAACCAGAGCAAGGCACCGCGGCACUUCACGCAGCCUAAGAAGUGCAAGCAGGCACCGCUGUCCGUUUUGGCAGACAUAUGGAACAAGACGCGGUACAAGUUUGACCCGCGUCAUGAGGAGGGUAUCCUACGUUAUAUUGAGGAGAUGCGCAUAGCUGACGCGCGAUCUUUGUCGGGGAGAGGCACGCAGAGGAGGCAGCCAGGUGGAGGGUUCGGUGCGGACCGAGAUGACGAUAUGAUGGACGCUGUGGACGAGGUGGAGGCGUUUUUGGACCGGGAGGCGAGGCGAGAGGUCGAUGCCAUGCGAGGCACUGCGGAGGUGGGAGGGGAGGGUGGUUCGAGUCCCCCGCAUUUGAGGGGGGAGGAGGUCGUGAUGACUGCGCGUGGCACGGGAGACAAGACGCUAGAGAGAGUCUACUUUGCACGGGGAGGACAUAGCAGCACAGCACGAUCUCGUACCACGCUCAUCAGAGCAGACGAUGACCCUCCGCGCGGUACAUCUGACACACAUCAUGGCACCGGACGUGGCGCGGGCACGAGUGUGACCAGAGGUCCCACACAAUCGAGGAGGGUGUUCGGUGUUGAUAGCACCGACGAUGAGCAGGCAGUGGAGGGUGACGAGGCUUUGUUGCGUCCAUGUCAUUCGUUGGCGCCUGAGGUGGGGAGAGACGCUCAGCCUCGUAGACGGUCAGAGAGGCUGGUUGGCCGUGACAGCACUACCCCCCAGACAGAGACCGGUUGUUUGCAAGACCUAGAGGAGAUACAAUGCGACACGGUGGAGGGUGAGCAGUCUGAGCAGCGCACUCCUAUUCACACACACACAUCACAGGACAUGCCUUCGGAAUUGCAGACGCGGGACUUCAUGGUGGGUGGGGAGGGCACGUCCGGCUUCGGCAUUGGCAGACGUCAGCACGUUCGAGUGGGAGACAUGGCAGACUACUGUCCCCGUGACACGCCGAGGGAGGAGACCGAGGCAAAGCGUAAUGCGUGCAUUGACGCCGAGGAGGAGAGUCGUUUAUCUCGGAUGCAGUGGGCGGGGAGGGUGGCUUUUCUGGCGGAUGCGGAGCGCAAGAGACGAUUGAAGACCGUUGGUGCAGGUGGCGAUGACGACAGCGCGGAGGGUUUGAUUGGACCGGAUGCUGCCCUGCAUCCUUUGGGUGGGGGCCGUGCUGAUGAUGCACUUGUGUCUUCAUCGCCUACUGCUACGACACACCAUGCCACUCUCCCGCCAUCCCCGACCGUUACGAGACAUGCUGAUGUUCCAUGUGUGUCAGCAGCGCCUCCUGUACCAUGCGGGUCGCCUCCCUCCCAGACUCAUCUUACCUCAGAGGCAGGAGGUUUAGGCGCGAUGGACUCGGAGUCGGAUAUUGUGCGUGACGUUGUACUGGGACGUAUGGCACCUGCAGGUGCGGAGGUAGAGCAGGUGUUACCUGGACAUGAGGAGGAGAGGGCGGGACAGGAGGAGGACACGAUGGGACACGAGGAGGAGGAGAGGGCGGGACGUUCGGUAUCGGACACUCAGGUCGUAGCUGGAGACGAGGAGGAGAGGGCGGGACACGAGGAGGAGAGGUCGGGACGUUCAGUCUCGGACACGCAGCCUAUGACGCAGGUGGUAGCUGGACACGAGGAGGAGAGGUCGGGACGUUCAGUCUCGGCCAUGCCCAGCGCACAGAGAGUUGCCCGGCAUCCGACGCCAGGGAGUGUUGUUGGGAGAGGACACUUGCCUGCUUCGUUGGCACCUUCACGGCAGGAUAUCCGGCAGUCUGACCAUCGUCCUUGGUCGAGUGUGCGAAGAGUGGAUGGGAAGCUUAGGAGAGAAGUUGCUGGAGCUGAGGCACGACGUCGAGAGGAGAGACAGAAGGUAGAGAGAGAGGCACAGGAGAGAGCCAUGGCAGAGAGAGAGGGAGAGGAGGGAGGAUGGGCCAAGGGUGGUAGCGCGGGCAGUGGUGGCCGACCCAGUAUAGUCACCGCGUGUCGUAUUUUGGGAGUGGGACUUCCGAGGAGGAUGCGAGAUCUCCGCAUACCAGCCGCCCCAGAGGCCGGAGUGCAGAGUGGGGUGUACACCUCUGGCGAGAAGGCUUUGCCUAUGCGCGUGGGGGAGAGACGUCAUGAGUCAUUGGGGGAGAUAGCGGCUCGUAUAGCAGCCCACGAGGCGGAGAUUGCGGCGUUGAGAGAGGCUUCAGCAUUGGCGAGUCUUGCGGACACUACGGGAGACGUCGACGCAGACACCGAGGAGGAGUCUAUUGAAGUUGCGAGGCAGAGAGAGAGAGAGAGAGGAGAGCGGCUUCUUCGGCACGAUCGGCCAUGAAUGGUCCUCGAUCGGCGGGCCGCAGUGGCGGUCGUGGUGCCGGCCAG